Molecule: messenger RNA, 1400 nt
Organism: Anolis carolinensis (green anole)
Lineage: Eukaryota; Metazoa; Chordata; Lepidosauria; Squamata; Anolidae
Gene: mtrfr
Product: mitochondrial translation release factor in rescue
Exons: 4
Coding region: 1-1275 (424 amino acids)
Biological process (GO): translational termination
Cellular component (GO): mitochondrion
Molecular function (GO): translation release factor activity
Source: RefSeq, a predicted model, not a curated record
AUGGACUUCCAGGUGUUUUGGACUGACAAUUUCCAUCGUCCAAAGCUGACAAAAAAGCCACGGAGUGGGAUGAUGGGUGAUGCAAUUCAAAAACACCAAAAGGCCCACAGUUCCUUAUGUCUGACGUCGGCCGCCAAAUCGAGCCCCGAUUGGCUCCAAGGGCUGCCACUCCGCUAUUUGGGGGCGUGCCCCCGAGUGGAGCUGAGGGCGCAGAGGGCCCUUCUCCUCGCCGACGCAGCGCCAACCCGCGUUGUUUUCCCGGUCCGUCCUCCGCCUUACCUGCAUGGCGGGCCUGGGGCCUUGCGGCGGAGGGAGCCGCCUUCGGGGCCAGCCGCAGACUGUCAACAAGCUCCGCUCUCGCCUCAGGAUUGGCGGUUGAGAUUCGAAGCGCUUCGAGGCAGUCGCGAAAGGCUCGCCGAGCCUCGGCGCUCGAGUGGGGAUUGGCUGCCUUGGGGCCGCACUCGGCGCCGCGAUUGGCUGCCGGGACGAGGGAAAAGGAGGAGCGCCUCUGCUAUUGGCUGCGACGCGCUCGCGCCGUUCGACUUGCCGAAGCGAUGUCAAAAGGAAAAUGACGUCGUGGCGUGGCUCUUCUGCUCUGCGAUUGGUUCUUGGCGGGCGUGGGUGGGGAUUAAGUUUAUUUUCCUUCAGGGCGCUUUUCCGCUUGUUUUCCUACAAGGGCGCAUGCGUCGAAGGCUUGCUUCCGAGGCCUGUUCUGCUCUGAGAGACCCGGUGCGUCCCGUAGAGUCAGGAGUAGUCUGCUGCUCUGGAGGUUUUUCUUUUAUGCCUCCUUUGGGCUUCUUGCUCUUGAAAAACACGCUGACCAGACUGGGUGGUUUCCCUCAAGGACAAAGACUCUGGAGUGGAAAGCCUUUUUUAUUGCCUCAGUGGCCCGGAUCUUUGGUCCUCGCUGUGAGCAAGAAGAACUCCAACAACCUCCUUCCUCUAAAUGAAGCCGAUUUGGAAGAGCAGUUUGUCCGCGGUUCUGGACCCGGAGGCCAGGCAACCAAUAAAACCAGCAAUUGUGUGGUCCUGAAGCAUCUUCCCUCAGGGAUUGUAGUCAAGUGCCAUCAGACUAGAUCAGUAGAGCAGAACCGCAAGAAAGCCAGAACGAUCCUCCAGGAGAAAGUUGAUGUUUUCUACAAAGGUGAAAGCAGUGAUGUCCUUACGGAGAAGAAGGAAUUGGAGAAGAGGAAGCAAGAGAAGAAGAAACGAGCGAAAGAAAACCUUGAAAGGAAAAGGCAGUUGAAAGAAAUGCAAGAGUUGGAUAAAAAAUGAUUUGUUUGCUGAAGGGGAUCUCUGGGAUUUUCUUUCUGGCCCUUUAUUUCUUGUGAUGUUGAAAACACUUGUUUGGAAUCACAAGAUUUUAUAGACAAAAAUAAAAAAACUAAUGGUAACACUGA